This is a messenger RNA of Schistocerca gregaria, 603 nucleotides long. RefSeq lists its product as uncharacterized. Gene Ontology annotation, biological process: DNA integration; DNA transposition. Bases 1 to 603 code for a protein of 200 amino acids. The record is from RefSeq and is a predicted model, not a curated record. Gene Ontology annotation, molecular function: DNA binding. Lineage: Eukaryota; Metazoa; Arthropoda; Insecta; Orthoptera; Acrididae. The transcript is spliced from 2 exons.
AUGCAUGCUGAGUGGAAUCAAGAGAGAAGAGUUCGUGUUAUCGCCCUGAUCGAGGAUUGUAAUUACUGCCCUUCUGAUGCCGGUGAGAGGUGCGGAGUAGCGAAGAGGACGGCUAGGCGUUGGUGGAAAAACUACAAAGAAACAGGCUGUAUUGAACGGAAAAGUGGGAGUGGUCGACUCCGUGUGUCCAGUGAAGGGGACGACCGACGUCUGUUCGACAAUAUACUCACCAAUCCAUUUCUCAGUUGCCGUCAACUGGGAGAGGUUUCUCAGCUUCCUGGUAGUGCAAGAACUGUGAGAAGGAGACUGAAAGAUCAUGGACUUUUAUGCCGAAGAGCUGCUAUAAAGCAACGCUUGACGGAAUACCAGAAGGUCGACCGUAUGGCCUAUGCGGAAGAGUAUCUCGAUUUUGACUGGAGCAGAUUCAUAUUUCUGACGAGGAAAUAUUUUCUUCCGUCACCAAUGCUCCGGUUCAGGUGUACCGGCCACGGGGAGAGCGUUUCAGUCCGAAGUAUCUCGUGGAAAGAGAGAGAAGUGGACGCUUUUCUGUUGGCGUUUGGGGCUAGAUCUCGGCUCGGGGAGCAACGGAGAGGCGUAUGUUAA